Molecule: messenger RNA, 1430 nt
Organism: Durusdinium trenchii
Lineage: Eukaryota; Dinophyceae; Suessiales; Symbiodiniaceae
Source: the annotation of a GenBank genome assembly
AGUCGCAACCCCUCGCCCUGGGGACGUCGCCCGUGUUGCGGACCGCGUGUUGGUGCGGCGGUGGCCAUGUCGCUCAGCAGCAUGGAGUCUGGUGAGGAGGACUCCAUAGAGGAGGAGUUGCUUGAGCCAAGGCCCCCGAAUCUUCUCCAGAGGGGCCUUUGCGCGGUGAGCGGCGCUUUGGCCAUCGGCUUUGUGAUGCUGAUGAUGUCUGGGCACCGGCAGGCAUUCCUCUACAAGAUGCCAGCGAUGAACCAUAUGGCUGGCUUGGAUGAUGCUGAGGACCUCACUCGCACGCGCUAUGGCACGGUGGAUGAAGGGAUCUACACCUUCGGUGCGCCUGGCACCGCCAGCCGUGCGCUUCCGGAUCUGAGCCACGAGGAUGGCUGCUUUGCGGGAUUGCGCGUGUGGGCGGAGGAUGUUCUUCCAGGCAAUACCAAGCAGGAAGACGGAGCAGCCAUCAGCGACCAACUGGAUCAUCCACAUGUUGCAACCCUGCGACUACAUGAUGAGCAGCACGACUCGCACUACAAACCCUGCCCAGGAGAGCAGAAGGAGCCUUUCUCGACUGGCAACAAGUUUGCAGAGUGGCGGCUCCACUGGGAGCCCAUCUAUAAGCCCCGCCUGGGCAACGUCUCCCUACUGGGAAAGAAGGUUGCCAAUCAGGCUCCCUUCAGUGUAGCUUAUGGCUACAAUCGCAUUGCCUACAAGCAAUAUGACAGCACCGAGCAUGCCAAGGCCCACAUCCAGCAAAGGCUGGGGGAGAGCUGGAAGAUCGUGGCCAGAUGGACCCUGGUGCAGGGUUCUGCUUCCAUGUACGAUGAGGAUCCGUUGAUGCUGGUGCAGGACUCUGAGACGCAGCGCUGCGUCCUCGCCUUUGCCGGCAUCAACAACUACGGCAACGAGUUGGCUACGGCCACGGAUGUGCGCACCAGUGACUUUUGCGGCUUCGAGGGCGUCCACGUCGGCUACCGAGACGAGCUUCGAAGGAUUAUGCAGUUUGUGUUCCCGCACGUGCGUCCACUGAUGGGCAAGUGCAGUCACGUGGCCUGCACGGGGCAUUCCAUGGGUGGCUCCCUGUGCGACCUCUUUGCAGCCUGCGCCAACAGCCAACGCUUUGAGGAUCCGGACUUCAAGGCCGUUUCCUGGUUGAAGGAGACUCCAGCUGUACUGCCUGAGAUCUCCGACUGCGGUGGUGUCCACUACUCUGAGGAGGCGGAGCAUCGAUGCCAAUGCCCUCCAUGUCCCAAGUGAGUAGCUUCCUGCAAGGGCGUCAGACGCAGCAUGAGGAGAACGGCUCCUCCAGCCUUCUCACUGUGGCUGGCAAAAGGCCAGUCCAAAAAUCCGUGGAUUGUCCUGGCUGAAGCUGACCCCCUCUAAGCAGCCAGUGCAGUGAAAAGAAAACCCACUUGCAACACCACUUUUGGAUCUCG